CCGUACACCAACAGCAACUCACCGCUCAGUCCAACUCAGGCUGUUUGCCAAGAAACGCAGCAACGUGGUUGGCCAUCAGGCAACGUUGUACAGAUACUCACCCGCAGCUGUGUUCUCGAACCCCCAGCUUCAUGCUCCCACCCCGCGUCAUCACCAAAGCGGGACCAAGACUCAAUCAACUCUCACAACAACUUUCAUCCAAAGCCAGCACUAGCCUACCGGUCAGUCCUCCGCUGUUCGCCACAAUGACGGAUCAAUCGAAAUGGAAAUUCAACCACACUAUGUUGCGGGUCAAAGACCCUUUGCGAUCUGUCGAGUACUACAAACUCCUGGGAUACAACCUCAUCAACAAAAUUGAGCAAAAAGAGGCCAAGUUUGACCUUUACUUCUUAGCCUAUGAUGGCCCUUCGUCGGCAUCGGCAGGAAACCACUGGACAGAUCGGGAGGGUGUGAUUGAGCUAACGCACAAUUAUGGCACCGAAUCUGAUGACUCUUAUACAAUUAACAACGGGAACAAAGAGCCUCACAAGGGCUUUGGUCACAUCUGCAUCAGCGUAGACAACAUUCAAGCGGCCUGUCAACGGAUUGAGGACGCAGGAUACAAGUUUCAGAAGAAACUUACCGAUGGACGGAUGAGACACAUUGCUUUUGCCAUUGAUCCUGACGGGUACUGGGUUGAAAUCAUCGGACAGAAGUCUCUGGAUGAGAGCAAAGAUGCAACCACCACCGACACGUCGUCUUACCGGUCCAACCACAGCAUGAUCCGAGUUAAGGAUGCAGAGAAGAGUGUGAAGUUCUACCAAGAGGUCAUGGGCAUGACCCUACUGCGCACCUCGGAGCAAAAGGAAGCGGGCUUCACCCUAUACUUCUUGGGAUAUCCCCGGGACUAUGGAACACCGUCUGAAAGUGGGUUGGCCAACGGCGUGAAUCCCUUGGCCUUGAAAGAAGGCCUGCUCGAACUGACUUGGAACCACGGGACUGAGAAAGAGGAAGGUAAGGUCUACCACAACGGCAACGAUCAGCCGCAAGGGUUCGGACACAUCUGUGUCUCGGUGGAUGAUUUGGACAAAGCCUGCGCUUUUCUCGAGGAGAAGAAGGUCAAUUGGAAGAAGCGAUUGACAGAUGGAAGAAUGAAGAACGUGGCCUUUGUGCUGGACCCAGACGACUACUGGAUCGAAGUGAUUCAGAAUGAGAAGCUCAAGAAAACCACCAACUGGUAAGAGCACAAAGAGGCGUGGCUGAGGCAGGUGCAAUGUACAGCGAGUGUUAUUGGCGCUAUGCACAAUACAUUGGUGUCAGCCUGGAACGUGCCUUCCUCUCUUGCCGCAUGGGACUCUGUCGCAGUCGUCGCUUCCUCCCACACCAAUGAGCAGCUUCCCCCUAUAGCGCGUGGUUGCGGUCGAUUGCGAAAAGGUCAGUCGAGUCAGUUCAACUUUGACACGUACGGAGUAUGCAGAGAAAAGAGUAAAAGCAUAUUCAGUUUUGGGACUCGCGUGACUGAAAGAGAUCAUCAUCUGUGCAUAUGCUCUGUACAGUAUUUGCAGC
This is a messenger RNA of Exophiala mesophila, 1545 nucleotides long. Its product is annotated as lactoylglutathione lyase. The record is from RefSeq and is a predicted model, not a curated record. Lineage: Eukaryota; Fungi; Ascomycota; Eurotiomycetes; Chaetothyriales; Herpotrichiellaceae. The transcript is spliced from 2 exons. Bases 132 to 1220 code for a protein of 362 amino acids. Gene Ontology annotation, molecular function: lactoylglutathione lyase activity; metal ion binding.